CUCGGGGGCCCGGGCCGCGUGGGCGCCGGGAUGGAGGGCGCCGAGGGGCGGGGAGCGGGCGUGCGUGUGUGUGCGAGUGCGAGUGCGAGGGAGGCCGGCCUUUAGUGUAACCGGAGCUACAAAGAAGGGGAGAGUCCGGGAGAGGGAGGGAGCGGCGGCGGCGGCGCCCGGGCAUCUCCGACCCCCUCCCGCUGGCAAGGAGCCCCUCGAAGCGGCCUCGGCCCCCGACGCGGGGCCGCCCCUCGGCCGUCGCCCCGCGCGCACCCGGAAUGAUGAAGAAGAACAAUUCCACUAAGAGGGGGCCUCAGGAUGGAAAUCAUCCGUCUGCACCGCCUGAGAAGGUCGGCUGGGUCCGGAAAUUCUGCGGGAAAGGGAUUUUCAGGGAGAUUUGGAAAAACCGCUAUGUGAUGCUGAAAGGCGACCAGCUCUACAUUUCUGAGAAGGAGGUAAAAGAUGAGAAAAAUAUUCAAGAGGUGUUUGACCUGAGUGACUAUGACAAGUGUGAAGAGCUCCGGAAAUCUAAGAGCAGGAGCAAGAAAAAUCACAGCAAGUUUACUCUUGCCCACUCCAAACAACCCGGUAACAUGGCACCCAACCUGAUCUUCCUGGCAGUGAGUCCAGAAGAGAAGGAAUCGUGGAUCAAUGCCCUCAACUCUGCCAUCACCCGAGCCAAGAACCGCAUCUUGGAUGAGGUCACCGUUGAAGAGGACAGCUAUCUCGCCCACCCAACUCGAGACAGGGCAAAAAUCCAACACUCCCGCCGCCCCCCAACUCGGGGACACCUAAUGGCCGUGGCUGCGACCUCUACCUCAGAUGGGAUGCUGACCUUGGACCUGAUCCAAGAGGAAGACCCUUCCCCUGAGGAACCAACCUCUUGUGCUGAGAGCUUUCGGGUAGAUCUGGACAAGUCUGUGGCCCAGCUUGCAGGCAGUCGGCGGAGAGCAGACUCUGACCAUGUCCAGGCCUCCUCAGACCGGGGAGGCAUCUUUCCCCGACCUUGGGAAAAGCUGGAUAAGGGGGCCACCUACACCCCCCAGGCACCCAAGAAGUUGACCCCCACAGAGAAAGGCCGCUGCGCCUCUCUAGAGGAGAUCCUAUCUCAGCGGGACGCUGCCCCAGCCCGCACCCUCCACCUUCAGGCCAAGGAUCCCCCAACCCCCAUCCCACCCCACCCGGGGCAGCUGUCCCGGAUCCAGGACCUGGUAGCAAGGAAACUGGAGAAGACUCAGGAGCUGCUGGCAGAAGUUCAGGGACUGGGAGAUGGGAAGCGAAAGGCCAAGGACCCCCCUCAGUCUCUGCCCGAUUCUGAGUCAGAGCAGCUGCUGCUGGAGACAGAGCGGCUGCUGGGAGAGGCGUCAUCGAAUUGGAGCCAGGCGAAGAGGGUGCUGCAGGAAGUCAGGGAGCUGAGGGACCUGUACAGACAGAUGGACCUGCAACCCCCCGACUCCCACCUCAGACAGACCACCCAGCACAGUCAGUACCGGAAGAGCCUGAUGUGAAGAAGAGGACAAGGUCUGGAACUUGUGGGCGGUGUGGACAGACUCUUAUCUGCAAAUGUUGCAGGAUAAAGUUUUUUUAUUUACCUCAAUGAAAAAAAGAGAACAAAAACACAAACUCACUGCUCUUGCUGUUGCCUGACCCCCGGGGCUACAACCCUUCUUUCCCCGCCUACUUUCCUUACUCACCCCCUCCCUCAGACUUGAGGAAGAGGUGACCCCUACAGCAGUAUUAAGAAGCUUUCACCUGGACAGAAAGAGAGAAAUGGUAAUAAAGACACAACCUGACCAUUUUACACACAUCACCUGCCUCCAAGAUAUAGCAAGUACGUGUGGAGGCUUCUAAGUUUAGAGGGGAGGGUGAAGGGAGGAGGUUUUCUCUUAUGUCCCAUUCCAGGUUUUCAAUCUGAGGGCAAAAUUUCACCUGCCCAACUCUAGUUCUAGGGACGUGAAGGCCAGUGCCACCUGUCCGUGUACACAGGAGAAGUGAAAUUUAUCCCAGGCCUGAGGAGUAUUUGUGGAAUUAAAAUCUCCCCAGCCAGACACUGGCUUCUCACUCAUAGCAGUCUCUAAUUGAGAUUGAGCUGCAAGGUUUUCUUAUUUGAAAUGUUUCUUCCUUUUGUCUCCCACACUUUUCCCAACAUCAAUUCAAAGAUAUAACCUUGGAUGACUAGGACUGGUUUGGUCAUUUGACUGGGGUCGGGGGCCUGGCACAGGGGCACUAGAGACAGCUGACCCCCUGGAAGAACUGAGUUAAGAAUGAAACUGAUGUGUGAUGCAAGCUGGGUAGGAUGAAGGGGAAAACCAAAUGUGUCCAGGUUCCUCUUUCAGCCAACCUAGGGUUUCCUGUCACCUCUCCCCGUCCUUCCUCAAACAUCUCUUGCAGCACUCAUCAAGCCCCAACUUUAGAAAAACAUGUUUAUGCUCACACCACCACCUUCCUAACUACCUAGGGAGCUGCCAAGGCCCCUUGCCUUCUUGUCUGUGGUCAGUCCUACACGAUUCAUUUUGUUUGCUGCUUUCCUCCGAAGUUUCUAAGAUCAAGGCUAAUAAUAGGCAAGAUGUGAAUGAUUUGGGGAAAUAGGGGGGCAGAGAGCUUCAUGAAUCAAGUAAAUGAGGGGUUUUAAAAAAACACUUUGAAGCGUUCCCCUUGCUAGCUUCUUGAUCCUCUUCUCUAGAGCUCCUCUCAUCUCCAGGAACCAAAACGUAGACUUCACUAGGGCUGAGACGGGAGAAGGGGAAGGAAAUGGAGACAAAUUGUGUGUAGAUCCUAAUGUUAGGAAGAUGGGGUAGGAGAGAAAGAAGGAAAAUCCUUUGGUCAAAACACAGACCUUUCAUUUCCCAUUCUGCUCUGACAUUACUCUCACAACUCACAUGAGCAAGAUGAGGGAAUCUCUCCAAGUUAAACCACCUCUAGGGAAGAGGGAUUCUUGCUCUUUUAGUCUCUCACCGCUCACUGUCAUGAAGAUUUUUCCUCGAUCUAGCCCGCAGUCACCUAAGCUAGCCUCUUCCCUGAGGACCAAGUGUCCAUCAUGAGUGAGAGGAAGUACACAAGAGUGCCACCUUAGUGUCAUUCCCAGGCUCUCCAAGGUAUGAGGUGAGAGAACCUAGGUCUCCAGACUUCCUGUCCUCCCAACAGGCUUCACUCUCCAAAACAAAGCAUAGUCAGCAGAGCUGUCCAUUGUCACAAAUAUCGAAAGUCUGAGUUAAAAUUAUACUUUAUUUUUGUAAUCUCCGUCUGUGUAUUAAUUUUAUUCUACCAGCAUUUUCCCUUUUCUCUUUUUCUUCCUGGUCACUCCCACAUAAAAAAGACAUAAGCCAGAAUGGCAUAUGUAUCCCAACAUGACAAUUAUCUGUGGCUCCCAGGGGAGCCAGAAAAUUGAGGAAGACACUGGAGAGAAGAAUGGCAGGUGAGGGGAAGUGAAAAGAAAGAUCAGGGACCUUGGGAGAAUAAGUAGAACUGGGCACUGGGCUCCUCGGGCCUUCAGGCUCCAGCACCAACACCUUCCAGUUCUCCAGCAAAUGCUGGAACAUCCAGGCCACAAGGUGGUGAAAUGAGCCCAGCUUUGAAUCCAGACAGAUCUGGAUUCAAAUUCUGACUGUCACGUUUUGGUUAUGUGGCCCUGGGUAAAAUACAAGCUUUCUGACUGUCAAUUUUCUCAUCUGCAAACUGCAGAGUUGUUGGAUGGGUAAAUACAAUGUAUGAAAACUGCCCGUCAGUCAAUAAAUGGCUGCUGAGACUCAUUAAA
Messenger RNA from Cynocephalus volans (Philippine flying lemur), 3745 nucleotides. It is a transcript of the gene PLEKHO1, whose product is annotated as pleckstrin homology domain containing O1. The record is from RefSeq and is a predicted model, not a curated record. The transcript has 6 exons. Lineage: Eukaryota; Metazoa; Chordata; Mammalia; Dermoptera; Cynocephalidae. Gene Ontology annotation, cellular component: muscle cell projection membrane; ruffle membrane. Bases 270 to 1499 code for a protein of 409 amino acids. Gene Ontology annotation, biological process: regulation of myoblast fusion.